Messenger RNA from Monodelphis domestica (gray short-tailed opossum), 6792 nucleotides. It is a transcript of the gene PLXNB3, whose product is annotated as plexin B3. NCBI's taxonomy places the organism in Eukaryota, Metazoa, Chordata, Mammalia, Didelphimorphia, Didelphidae. The record is from RefSeq and is a predicted model, not a curated record. Gene Ontology annotation, biological process: semaphorin-plexin signaling pathway; regulation of cell shape; positive regulation of axonogenesis. Gene Ontology annotation, molecular function: semaphorin receptor activity; protein binding. Gene Ontology annotation, cellular component: plasma membrane; semaphorin receptor complex.
GGGAGGCUGGGGCACCGGCUAGGAGGGAAGAAGGAGGGAGGGAGGGAAAGUGGGAGGGAAGAUUCCUGCCUGGCUGUCCAACUCCCCCAGUUCCCGCCUGGGACAGCCUGUACCCUCGCUCCCCUCCUCCCUUCUUUCUGCCCCUGCAGGAAUCUUUGCCCAGGACAAUGCCUACGAUAUCCACAGUGUACCAGGCGGCAGUGCCCUGGGGCAGCUGAGUGGAGGAGGUCCCCCUCUGCUUCCAUAUUCCUGGAUCCCAAGGCCGGAAGGGACCCUAGAGGCCUCCAGGGGGAUGAAGUGCUAACACCUAAGGUUCUGAAGCACAAUUCAAACCCAAGUCUUGACUACUGUGCUUUAGGGCAACUGGGUGGUCCAGUGGAUAGAAUGCCGGGUGAACCUGGAGUCCCCAAGAUGACCAGCCUGCUGCCAACCCUCUUCCUCCUGCUGUUGCCACUACCAUCACGGAGAAGUUGGCAUCUUGCCCUUGCCCAGCAUUUCUCUGCCCCCAAUACCACCUUCAACCACCUGGCCAUGGAUGCUGCUACAGGCAUGCUCUAUGUUGGUGCUGUGAACCACCUGUACCAGCUGACACCUGACUUACAGCAAGUAGGUGAGGCAGUCACAGGCCCCAUAUGGGACAGCCCCGACUGCCUGCCCUUCCGGGACCGAACUGAGUGCCCACAGGCCCGACCCACAGACAAUGCCAACCAAUUGCUGCUGGUGAGCGGGCAGGCCCGGGAGCUAGUGGCCUGUGGGCAGGUUCGCCAAGGUGUGUGCGAGAAACGGAGUCUUGGGAAUGUGGCACAACUUGUGUUCCGGGCAGAGGAUCCCGGCGACGGGCAGUUUGUGGCUGCCAAUGCCCCAGGAGUGGCCACCGUGGGCCUCGUAGUGUCAGCCCCAGGGAGAGACCUGCUGUACGUGGCCCGGGGCCUUGCAGGCAAGCUGUCUGCUGGGGUGCCCCCCUUGACUGUACGCCAGCUGGCCGGGCCCCAGGCCUUCUCUAGUGAAGGCCUGGGCCGCUUGGUGGUAGGAGACUUCUCUGACUACAACAACAGUUAUGUGGGGGCCUUUGCGGGCACCCAGUUUGCUUACUUUCUCUUCCGCCGCCGGGGGUCUCGGACCCAAGCCGACUACCGCUCUUACGUUGCCCGCGUGUGCCUGAAUGACGCCAAUCUCUACUCCUAUGUAGAGAUGCCGCUUGUUUGCCAGGGGUACAGCCUGGUGCAAGCAGCUUACCUGGCCCCGGGUCAAGGAGGGGGAACCCUGCUGGUAGUGGCUUCCCCAGGGCCUAUGGGAGGCUCCGCACUAUGUGCCUUCCCACUCCAGGAGGUCGACAGCCGGAUGGAGCGGGCCCGGAGGCUCUGCUACACUAUGGGAGGACACAGCCCAGCUGGGGAAGAGGCCACCAUUGAGUAUGGCGUCACGUCCCGAUGCGUCUUCCUGCCCUCAGACUCCCCGGACUCAUACCCUUGUGGGGACGAGCACACGCCCAGUCCCAUCGCCAGUCAUCAGCCCCUGGAAGCAGAGCCCCUACUCACCAGCAUCCCCCACCUCAGCGCUGUUGCUGCUCUUGAAGAGGCCGGCCACACCAUCGUCUUCCUGGGGGACACCCAGGGCCAGCUCCACAAGGUGUUCCUCAAUGGCUCCACAGGGCAGCUGUAUAGCUCCCUUCCGGUGGGCCCCCCAGGGACUGCUGUGAACCCUGAUUUGCUCCUGGACAGAAAUGGGAGUCACCUCUACGUCAUGACGUCUUCUCAAGUGACCAAGGUGCCCAUCUCCUCCUGCCAAAAUUUCCCUGACUGCCCCAGCUGCCUCCAAGCCCAAGACCCCUUCUGUGGCUGGUGUGUCCUUCAGGGCAGGUGUGUGAGGAAGGAGCAAUGCGCGGGCUCCGAACAGAGCCAUCAAUGGCUGUGGAGCUACGGGGCCCCUGAGGGCAGCCUCUGCUUGGCUAUCCAGAGCCUGGUGCCUAGCCAGCAGCCCCGCCAGGAGCAGGGCCAGGUCACCAUGGUGGUGCCACGGCUGCCAGUCUUGGCGCCCGAUAAGUACUUCCACUGUGCCUUUGAUGACUAUGAGACACUGGCGCAGGUGGACGACAGCCAGGUGGUAUGUGAGUCCCCCCCACAGGAGCAGCUGCCCCCCAGUGGAGAGGGCACAGAUCACAUCACUGUGCCUCUGGCCCUGAUGUUCGAGGACAUCUCAGUGGCCGUCACCAAUUUCUCCUUCUAUGACUGCCAGGCUACUGGGGCCCUGGAUGUGGCCGCUCCGUGCAGUGCAUGUGUGAGGAGCCCCUGGCGAUGCCACUGGUGCCCCCAAAGUGCCUCCUGUGUGUCAGGAGACAGCUGCCCAGAUGGGGAGAGGACCGUCUAUCACUCCCAAGAAGCAGACGUCCUGACGAAGGGCCCUGAUUUCUGCCCCCAUGUGGAAGGUCUGGCCACAUCCCAUCUUGUUCCUGUGGGCUGGGAGACCAGGCUUGCCCUGCGGGUCCGGAACCUACAUCACUACCAGAGCAAGGCAGCCUCCUAUCACUGCUGGCUGGAGCUGCCGGGAGCCCUUCUGGGGCUCCAGGCGUCCCUGGAAGAGGGAGACGGUGAUACCCAGCUCAUCCGGUGCCAGGCUCAGCAGUUCCGGCCCUCUCCCCCUCGGAAGGAGCUCCAGGUGCCCAUCUACGUCACCAGGGGCAACACUCAUAGGGUGGAUAAUGCUGGCAACAUAAACGUGACCCUCUAUGACUGCACCGUGGGUCAUGAAGACUGCAGCCACUGCCAGGCAGCCGACAAGAACCUGAGCUGUGUGUGGUGUAGCCAGGGCAGGCCCACCUGUAGCUACAGGCCCCUGUGCCCGCCAGAAACUGUGGAGUCGCUCUGCCCUUUGCCCAGCAUCCACUUGAUCAAGCCUCAGACUGGCCCCCCUGAAGGCGGGGUGGCCCUCACCAUCCUGGGCUCCAACCUAGGCAGCCGCUUGGAGGAUGUGGCAGACGCUGUGACCGUGGCGGGACAGCCUUGUCGCCUGGAUCCAACCCUCUACCACAUCUCUACCCAGAUCGUGUGUGUGACCUCCCCUGCUCUAAAGGACACCACAGGCCCCAUCAAAGUCACCAUCAAGAAUCGCCCACCUAGCGUGUCUGCCCAGCUCUUCAGCUACCAGGACCCCGUCCUGCGCAAUCUGAGUCCCCGACAGGGCCCUCGGGCAGGGGGCACCCUCCUCACCAUCUUCGGGCACCACUUGCUGACAGAGAGUAAUGUCAGAGCCUUCCUGGGAGAUGAGCCCUGCCACAUCCUGGGGCCUGUAUGCCCCGAAGCCAUUGUAUGCAGGACUGGGCCCUGGGCCACUCCUGGGGAGGCUGAGCUCCUCGUGGUCUUCGGCUUGGCACAGAGAAGGCUGGCCACUGGCCACUUCUCCUACACACCCGACCCCCAACUUCUGUCGGCUGAGCCCAGCGUGGGCUUCCGAGGGGGGGGUCGGAUGAUCCGGGUGACGGGGACCAAUCUGGACGUGGUGCAGAGGCCUCUGUUGUCCGUGUGGCUGGAAGAGGCCCCUGCUGGGCCCCAGCAGCUAGACCCCCAGCAAGUAGCUGAGCAUCGUUGUGCGGAUGGGGGCCACCCCCAGGCUGCCCAGGACACUAAAGCCUGGCAGACCUGCUCCUGGCUGGAGACAGGGCUUCUGGAGUGCUCCACGGGCUGCUCAGCCAAUUCCUCUGGGCUGCUCCUGUGCCCAAGUCCUGCGCUCCCUGGGCUCGCCCGCCUCAGACGGAUGUUCUUCACCCUGGACAACAUCCGAGUGGACUUCGUCAAUGCCAGUGGUGGGCAAGACUUCCUCUACCAGCCUGACCCCCAUCUCCAUCCACUCAGUCGCGACAGACCUGCCCACCCAUACCGACUGAAGCCUGGCAAUGUCCUGGAUGUGGAGGGUGAGGGGCUGAACUUGGGGAUCAGCAAGGACGAGGUCCAGGUGCAGAUUGGGAAAGGCGAGUGUGUGGUGAAGACCUUGACGCUGACACACUUAUACUGCGAGCCCCCCAUGUGGCCUCCCCCACCCCUCAACAGCUCCAGUGCCCUGCCUGAGUUCAUAGUGCACAUGGGGAACCUUCGGCUGAACCUGGGCCCGGUGAAGUACGAGGUGGAGGCCAGCCUGCCCAGCUUCCCCACUGAGGCCCAGAUUGGGCUGGGGGUGGGAGUGUCGGUGCUCAUCUCCAUGGUCCUCCUCCUCAUCCUCAUGUACCGACGGAAGAGCAAACAGGCCAUGAGGGACUACAAGAAAGUCCUCGUGCAGCUAGAAAACUUGGAGAUCAGCGUUGGGGACCAGUGCCGCAAGGAGUUCACAGAUCUGAUGACCGAGAUGACAGACCUCAGCAGUGACCUGGAAGGCAGCGGGAUCCCUUUCCUGGAUUAUAAAACCUUCACCGAGCGGGUCUUCUUUCCUGGCCACCACGGCUCCCCCCUGCGGUCCGAGCUCGAUGUGCCCGAUGCCCGCCGGGCCACAGUAAAGCAGGGUCUCAACCAGCUUGCCAACUUGCUCAACAGCAAACUCUUCCUUAUUAAGUUCAUCCACACCUUGGAGGAACAGCCCACGUUCUCCCAGCGGGAUCGGUGCUACGUGGCCUCGCUGCUGUCCCUGGCUCUGCACGGCAAGCUGGAGUAUCUGACGGACAUCAUGAAGACCCUGCUCAAUGACCUGACGGCCCAGUACGUCCAGAAGAACCCCAAGCUGAUGCUUCGCAGGACUGAGACCAUGGUGGAAAAGUUACUGACCAACUGGAUGUCCAUCUGCCUCUACUCCUUCCUGAAGGAGGUGGCAGGGGAGCCCCUGUACAUGCUAUUCCGGGCCAUCAAAUACCAGGUGGACAAGGGCCCUGUGGACGCCGUGACAGGCAAGGCAAAACGGACCUUGAACGACAGCAGGCUUCUGCGGGAGGAUGUGGAAUUCUGGCCACUGACCCUGACUGUGCUGGUAGGGCCUGGGACUGGCACCGGUGAGCUGCAACGAGUGCCCGCCCGUGUGCUCAACACCGACACCAUCACUCAGGUCAAGGAGAAGGUGCUAGACCAGGUCUACAAGGGCACGCCCUUCUCCCAGAGGCCUUCAGUGCAUGCCCUGGACCUCGAGUGGCGUUCAGGGCUGGCUGGCCACCUGACUUUGUCAGAUGAGGACUUGACUUCCGUGACCCAGAAUCAGUGGAAAAGACUGAACACUUUGCAGCAUUACAAGGUCCCGGAUGGAGCAACUGUGGGGCUCAUCCCCCGAAUGCACAACGGGAAUGGCAUCUCCAAAAGCCCCAAUCAGAGUUUUCUCUCUGGAGAGAGCUUACCUAUGCUGGAGGACGGAGACGAGAGCGGCAUCCGACUCUGGCACCUGGUCAAGUGUACCGAGGAGCCUGAGGUCCCCAAGCAGAGGAGAAGCAGCCUCCGAGAGCGAGAACGGGCCAAAGCCAUCCCAGAAAUCUACCUCACGCGCUUACUGUCCAUGAAGGGCACACUGCAGAAGUUUGUAGAUGAUACCUUUCAAGCCAUCCUCAGUGUGGACCGGCCUGUGCCCAUUGCAGUCAAGUAUUUAUUUGAUUUCUUGGAUGAGUUGGCAGACAAAUAUGGCAUUGAGGACCAAGAAACCCUGCAUAUCUGGAAAACCAACAGCCUACUGCUGCGCUUCUGGGUAAACACCCUGAAGAACCCCCAGUUCAUCUUUGAUGUCCGGGUCUCAGACAAUGUGGAUGCUAUUCUCACUGUCAUCGCUCAAACCUUCAUUGACUCUUGCACCAUCUCUGAGCACAAAGUGGGCCGGGACUCUCCUGUGAAUAAACUUCUCUAUGCCCGGGAGAUUCCCCGAUACAAGCAGAUGGUGGAGAAGUAUUACGCAGAUAUUCGGCAGAAUACAACUGCCAGUUACCAGGAAAUGAACUCGGCCUUGACAGAGUUAUCAGGGAACUAUGCUUCUGACAUCACCUGCCUGGUUGCCCUGCAUGAACUGUAUAAUUACAUCAACAAGUAUUAUGACCAGAUUAUCAGUGCCCUGGAAGAAGACCCCGUGGGUCAGAAGAUGCAGCUGGCCUACCGGCUUCAACAAAUCGCUGCUCUGGUAGAGAACAAAGUUACUGACUUGUGAGGACCCCCCCCCCAGAGCCCGGAUCUGGGGCUAAGGACAAGGAGACAGACCAGCCUGGUUGGGUGUGGGGAGCUACCCCAGCCAGGCUCUCCAGUCUAAAGUCAGCUGCCAGGGCUCCCACUCUCUCACCAGCAGUGCCUUUUGCCCCAGCUCCCCAUUCAGUCACCUGGAUGACUCUGCCCUUCCAAGUCUCCCUGCCCUCCCCACUACCAAGUACGGCCAUACUAGUCAGAGAGGGCCCUAGAGCCUCAGAAGAAGUUAGGGGCAGAGUGAUCCAGGAGGCCAGCCAGGCAGUGGAGUGGCCAAGGCUUGGCCCUACCUUCCCAAGUGGAUCAUGGGACACUUUUCCAUGCUGGAGAAGGACCAGGGGGCAGCUAAUGUUCAGGACUUCCUGCUCAAGUCAGUGUGGCUUCCAUGGCUUCCCCUUGCCCUUGUCACUAGGAAUAUUAGUGUGUGGGGGGUGGGGGGGGGGGACACCAAGCUUUGCCUUUCUUAUUCCAAGGCCUCUUAACUGUGGCAUAGCUAGUCUCAGGCAGCCCUGGGUUAUCUUAAUUUGCACCAGCUCCAGCCCUAUUGGGAAACGUCAAGGAAGGCCUGCUACCUCCCUACCCCCAUCCCAUGUAUUUAUUUACUUGCUGGAAAAUUCCAUUUGGAAAUAAAUGAGAUCGAAGCCUUUAAAUAAAAAGUUCAAAAUAA